This is a messenger RNA of Humulus lupulus (European hop), 693 nucleotides long. Its product is annotated as pathogenesis-related leaf protein 4-like. Lineage: Eukaryota; Viridiplantae; Streptophyta; Magnoliopsida; Rosales; Cannabaceae. The record is from RefSeq and is a predicted model, not a curated record. The transcript has a single exon. Gene Ontology annotation, cellular component: extracellular region. The coding region runs from base 41 to 520 and encodes 159 amino acids.
CCCAAUAUAUACUAACAAAGAUCUCAUAUUACUACAAACAAUGGGUUUCUGUAAAAUCUCAACAAUGCUAUUUAUUAUGUUCAUUUGUCUUUUGGGACUUUGCCAAGCCCAAAACACCCAACAGGACUUCCUCAACACCCACAACACGCCCCGGAACCAAGUUGGGGUGAGCAACAUCGUGUGGAACAUCACUGUGGCCAACUAUGCUCUGAACUAUGCCAACGCAAGAAAAGGAGACUGUAAUCUGGUGCACUCUAACGGUCCUUAUGGCGAGAAUUUAGCCAAAGGCAGUGGAUCAUUCUCAGGCACAGCCGCGGUCAAUCUCUGGGUAGCAGAGAAGCCUAACUAUGUCUACUCCUCCAACUCCUGUGUCGGUGGUGAGUGCCUCCAUUAUACUCAGGUUGUCUGGAGUGACUCCAUUCAAGUUGGCUGCGCCAGGGUCCAGUGCACCAACAGCUGGUGGUAUGUCGUCUGCAGCUACUAUCCACCAGGCAAUUACGAGGGAGAGUACCCUUAUUAGUGAGCUAUAGGGUUGGAUAAAUCGAACACAUUAAUAAACAAACUAGUAGAAAGAAGAUUUAUAAUAAGAUUUUGGUUCACUUGUUGUCUUGAUCUACAAGUGAGUCAACCGAUCAACCAUUAAUUAUUAGGAAUAUAUAAAAAUAUAUAUUAUAUAUAUUGAUAUGUAUUAAU